This is a messenger RNA of Coregonus sp. 'balchen', 642 nucleotides long. The record is from the annotation of a GenBank genome assembly. Lineage: Eukaryota; Metazoa; Chordata; Actinopteri; Salmoniformes; Salmonidae.
AUGUUGUUGUUCAUAUUUAAAAUAGAUGCUCUGAAGUGCUAUGUGUGCAGCUCCACCACAACCAAUGACGCAUGCAACCAGUCAUCCCAAACCUGCCAGGCACCCCUUGAUACCUGCAUGACCACUGUGGACACAUUUGGUGAGAGUACUUGGAAACCUAAGUGACACCAGUUACAGUAGCCUAAUAGGAGUAGAAAUGCAUCGAUCCCAUGGAGACGGGAAUUGAUAGGUGAAUUAAUAAAUGAAAAAGUGGAGCAUAUAGCUUAUUUCUUUGUAUGGUAGUCUAUUCCAGAAAAAAUAACCAUGCCUGGUGAAUAGAUUUGAGAAUUUAGAAGUGAGUCAAUAUAUACAAAAAUAUACUGUAAAUAUAUAGUAAAUAAUAUAAUAGUAAAGAUGCAUGAUUUCCCUUUUCCAUCCACAGGCAAAAUAAAGGCCAUAGUGAAGUAUUGUGCCAGUGCAAGGACCUGCAACGGAGCAUCGUCAGGGGCCUUAGUGGAUGCAAAUGGCAAUGGGAACCAAGUCACCUGCUGCUCCAGUAACCUUUGUAAUGUCAACGGGGCGACUGGUGUUGGGCUAAGCACACUACUGACUCUGGCUGUGUGUUGUAACCAUGCUGUGCUCAGCAUUCUCUGGCUGCUCUGA